UAGUUACAACGUUCCAGAUUGUAGAUCUUCGAAUCAGGGUAAAAGCUGACGAACUAUUAGUAAAAUGGCAGAAGCCAGUGUUUUGUGGGACCAGUUCAGCUGUUCAAUCUGUUUGGAUCUACUGAAGGAUCCAGUGACGAUCCCCUGUGGACACAGUUACUGUAUGAGCUGCAUUACAGACUGCUGGAAUAAAGAUGAUCAGAAGAGAGUUUACAGCUGCCCUCAGUGUAGAAAGACCUUCACUCCAAGACCUGUUUUAAACAAGAAUGUGGUGUUUGCUGAAAUGGUGGAAACACUGAUGAAGACAAAAGUCCAAACAGCUCGUCCUCCUCUCAGUUAUGCUGAACCUGGAGAUGUGGAGUGUGACAUCUGCACUGGAAGGAAAUAUAAAGCUGUCAAGUCCUGUCUAGUGUGUCUGGAAUCAUACUGUCAAACUCAUUUUGAGCGACAUGAGGAAUUUCACUCCGGUAGUAGACGACACAAAGUGACUGAUGCCACUGGACGACUGCAGGAGAUGAUCUGCUCUCAACACGACAGACUGAUGGAGGUUUACUGUCGUACUGACCAGCAUUGUAUUUGUUUGCUAUGUACGAUGGACAAACACACAAAUCACGAUACUGUUUCGGCUGAAGCAGAGAGAUCUGAGAAACAGAAACAGCUGUGGGACAUACAAAGAAAGACUCAGCAGAGAAUCCAGAAGGGAGAGAAAAAGCUUCAGGAGCUGAAAGAGACUGUGAAGACUCAUAAGCGCUCUGCACAGGCUGCAGUGCAGGAUAGUGAAAGGAUUUUUACUGAACUGAUCCGGUCCAUUAAGAAAAGCCAAUCUGAGGUGACACGGAUGAUCAGAGACCAGGAAAAAGCACAAGUGAGUCGAGCUGAAGGACUCUUGAAGCGACUGGAGCAGGAGAUUGAUGAUCUGAGGAGGAGAGAAGCUGAGCUGAAGCAGCUUUCACACACUGAUGAUCACAUACAUUUCCUUCAGAGUUUCCAGUCUCUCUCUGUUCCUCCUGUAUCCACAGACAGCAGUAAUGUCAGUUCUCUCCUCUCUUAUGAUGACUUUUCUCUAUCUGUCUCUAUGCUAAGAGGAAAACUUGAAUACGUCUGCAAAGAAGCAACAGAAAAUAUAUUUGGUAAAGUUGUGACAUACAUUGAACUUGUUACUGCCACUGAACUCAGGACCAGAGAUGACUUCUUGCAAUAUUCCUGUGAGCUCACACUGGAUUCGAACACUGCACAUAAAUACCUCCGUCUUUCUGAUGGCAACAGAGUUGCUACUUUUAUUGGGGCUGACCAGUCGUACCCUGUUCAUCCGGACAGAUUUCAUGAUUUUUCUCAGGUGUUGUGUAGAGAGAGUGUGUGUGGACGCUGCUACUGGGAGGUGGAGUGGAGUGGGACGUCUGGGGUGGGAAUAGCAGUGUCAUAUAAGAGCAUCAACAGGAAGGGAGAUGGUGAAGAUUGUGUCUUUGGAUUUAAUGAUCAGUCCUGGAGAUUGUCCUGCUCUGGCUCCAGGUAUGCGUUCAGACACAAUCAGAAAGAAAUUAAACUCCCUGUAGUCUCCAGCUCUUCUAGAAUAGGAGUGUAUGUGGAUCACAGUGCAGGAAUUCUUUCCUUCUAUAGAGUCUCUGACACAAUGACCCUCAUCCACAGAAUCCAGACCAUAUUCACUCAGCCAAUCUAUCCAGGGUUUGGGGUCAAUUUAGGAUCAACAGUGAAACUCUCAUCUGCAGAGAUUCUAUGAAUAAGAGGACUAUAUACAGGUUUAAGCAUGCUGAUGAGUAGUAAAUGCGGAUAGCAGCUGCCUCUCUCCCAUCUA
Messenger RNA from Rhinichthys klamathensis goyatoka, 1813 nucleotides. Its product is annotated as tripartite motif-containing protein 16-like. NCBI's taxonomy places the organism in Eukaryota, Metazoa, Chordata, Actinopteri, Cypriniformes, Leuciscidae. The transcript has 7 exons. Gene Ontology annotation, molecular function: protein binding; zinc ion binding. The coding region runs from base 65 to 1738 and encodes 557 amino acids. The record is from RefSeq and is a predicted model, not a curated record.